Zea mays is the source of this 1985-nucleotide messenger RNA. Its product is annotated as COP9 signalosome complex subunit 2. Bases 403 to 1725 code for a protein of 440 amino acids. The record is from RefSeq and is a predicted model, not a curated record. The transcript is spliced from 13 exons. NCBI's taxonomy places the organism in Eukaryota, Viridiplantae, Streptophyta, Magnoliopsida, Poales, Poaceae.
GCCGGGGUCUGGUUUCCAGACCUAGCCCAAACUGAAAAAAUUGUUCUUGCUUCCCGAUUUCCAGUCCUCUGUCGUUUGUUGUCCCAUACUCCCAUCUGUUCUCCGCGAGGCGCAACGAAGGCACAAAACCCUUACCUCCAUCAAACCCUAGCGCUCGUGUCCCCGUUUAGCUCCCGUCGCCGCUACCAUGGGCUCAGAUGCGGAUAUGGAGGACUACGGGUUCGAGUACUCAGACGAGGAGCCGGAGGAGCAGGAUGUCGAUAUCGAGAACCAGUAUUACAACUCUAAAGUUAAUUUCUUUUGAGGGCAGAUCAAGAUGAGGAGGUUGAAGACAUGCUUAUAGCCUUACACACACGGCCACACUUGUCGCUGGUGAUAUAAAGGCAAAUCAAUUAAGGGCGGAUGCUGGCGGGGUCGCAUUCGCCCGUUUGUUGUUCGUUCGAGUUUUCUUUGUAUGGUGGCACACAACUCUUAACAAGGAGGCACCAACAUUAUGUGCUAACUAAGCAAGGUUUGGUUGAGACAGACCCAGAGGGUGCACUUGCUGGUUUUGAUCAAGUAGUCAGUAUGGAGCCUGAAAAAGCUGAAUGGGGAUUUAAAGCUCUUAAACAAACUGUCAAGCUUUACUAUAAGCUGGGAAAAUACAAAGAAAUGAUGGAUGCCUAUAGAGAGAUGUUAACAUACAUAAAAUCUGCUGUCACCCGGAACUACAGUGAGAAAUGUAUAAACAACAUAAUGGAUUUUGUUUCUGGAUCAGCUAGUCAGAACUUUAGUCUUCUGCAAGAGUUCUACCAGACAACACUGAAAGCGCUUGAAGAAGCGAAAAAUGAGAGAUUAUGGUUCAAGACAAACUUGAAGCUCUGCAAAAUUUGGUUUGAUAUGGGCGAAUAUGGUCGCAUGAGCAAGAUAUUGAAGGAGCUGCAUAAAUCUUGCCAAAGGGAAGAUGGUUCUGAUGAUCAAAAGAAAGGCACACAGCUUUUGGAAGUCUAUGCUAUUGAAAUCCAAAUGUACACUGAAACAAAGAAUAAUAAAAAGCUUAAGGAAUUGUAUCAAAGGGCUCUUUCCAUCAAAUCGGCGAUACCACAUCCAAGAAUCAUGGGUAUAAUUCGUGAGUGUGGUGGGAAGAUGCAUAUGGCUGAGAGGCAGUGGGAUGAGGCUGCCACUGAUUUCUUUGAAGCUUUCAAGAACUAUGAUGAAGCAGGCAAUCCGCGGAGAAUUCAAUGCCUAAAAUAUCUUGUCCUUGCCAAUAUGUUGAUGGAGUCUGAAGUGAAUCCUUUUGAUGGACAAGAGGCCAAGCCGUACAAGAACGAUAGUGAAAUCCUUGCAAUGACAAACCUGAUUGCAGCGUACCAGAAGAACGACAUCAUGGAGUUUGAAAAGAUCCUGAAGAGUAAUAGAAGAACAAUAAUGGAUGAUCCUUUUAUCCGUAACUAUAUUGAGGAUCUGUUGAAGAACAUCAGAACCCAAGUGCUGCUCAAGCUUAUUAAACCGUAUACACGAAUCAGGAUUCCAUUCAUUUCGCAGGAACUCAAUUUCCCGGAGAAGGAUGUGGAGCAGCUGUUGGUAUCGCUCAUCCUGGACAACCGAAUCCAAGGCCACAUAGACCAGGUCAACAAGUUGCUAGAGCGUGGAGAGAGGUCCAAGGGGAUGAGGAAGUACAAUGCCAUCGACAAGUGGAAUACUCAGCUCAAGUCCAUUUACCAAACAUUGUCCAACAGAGUUUGAUGAGACGAAUCGUGGCUGCUGUAUGUUUGCACACCUAGAAUUGUUGAUAGCCUGUUUUGGGGAUUUGAGGGCAACUGCAAAGAGCUGUAUGGCAACGCUUGCAGUAGAAUCUUGGAUCUGGGUAAAAUGAGAUGUCCAUGUAAGCAUUUGAUAUUAGCUUUUUCAGUUAUAUUGACUAUGAGGAUGUCCAUGUAGCGAUUUCGUUAGGACUGCUUUCAACGGUUCCCGCCGCCCUCCUGUUUAGGGGGCCUCUUGGUUCA